Messenger RNA from Aspergillus puulaauensis, 429 nucleotides. RefSeq lists its product as uncharacterized. The coding region runs from base 1 to 429 and encodes 142 amino acids. The record is from RefSeq and is a predicted model, not a curated record. The transcript has 2 exons. NCBI's taxonomy places the organism in Eukaryota, Fungi, Ascomycota, Eurotiomycetes, Eurotiales, Aspergillaceae.
AUGGCACAAGGUGGAAUCCAGUUAUCUCUUGAGAUAGAGGGUGCUACAGCAUGUCAGUUGCUGCAUUAUUUUACCAGACUCUCCCCUGAUCAGCAGAAGGAAUUGCUGAAACCCAGGGCAUUUAAUAAGUGGCUCUAUAAUUCUCUGGAUAUUCAGAAGGCAAGCACGGCACGUGUAUUAGCGGUAAUCCGGCAUGAUACCUUCCGAUAUAUUAUAUUAGAUUUAUGUGAAACAGACUAUGGCAAGAAAUUCUUUACCUGGUCUCUUCUUGAACGGAUUGUAAAUUCUAAACUGGACCAUAUAUGGGUUCGCGAGAUUAAGAAAUUUCUCAACUUCGGCCAUACUAUUUUCCAACAUCAUAUUAAUGAUAUUGUAUCUGAUGACUGGGUUAAGAUACUAGAACUCAAGCCAGAAGACUGGAAUAGUUAA